Messenger RNA from Peromyscus leucopus (white-footed mouse), 1841 nucleotides. It is a transcript of the gene Cldn18, whose product is annotated as claudin 18. Gene Ontology annotation, cellular component: bicellular tight junction; plasma membrane. Lineage: Eukaryota; Metazoa; Chordata; Mammalia; Rodentia; Cricetidae. The coding region runs from base 155 to 940 and encodes 261 amino acids. The transcript has 5 exons. The record is from RefSeq and is a predicted model, not a curated record. Gene Ontology annotation, molecular function: structural molecule activity. Gene Ontology annotation, biological process: bicellular tight junction assembly; cell adhesion.
GAAACUGAACUAUCUAAGGAAAACAGUGUGAGCAAACACUGCGCUGAGGGGACCUUCUGAUUAGGAGACCUCCCCUCCGCCAGCCAGGCUGCACGCCUUCCCAGCAGGAAGGUGGUGGCUUGCUCCUGGAGGCCUGGGACCAGCAGCUGAAGCCAUGGCCACCACCACGUGCCAGGUGGUGGGGCUCCUCCUGUCCCUCCUGGGUCUGGCCGGCUGCAUAGCUGCCACCGGGAUGGACAUGUGGAGCACCCAGGACCUGUACGACAACCCGGUCACCUCCGUGUUCCAGUAUGAAGGGCUCUGGAGGAGCUGCGUGCAGCAGAGCUCGGGGUUCACCGAGUGCCGGCCAUACUUCACCAUCCUGGGCCUUCCAGCCAUGUUGCAAGCAGUACGAGCCCUCAUGAUCGUGGGCAUUGUUCUGGGGGUCUUCGGUAUUCUAGUAUCCAUCUUCGCCCUGAAGUGCAUUCGAAUUGGCAGCAUGGAUGAUCCUGCCAAGGCCAAGAUGACACUGACCUCAGGGAUCCUGUUCAUCAUCUCAGGAAUCUGUGCAAUUAUUGGUGUGUCCGUGUUUGCCAACAUGCUGGUUACCAACUUCUGGAUGUCCACAGCGAACAUGUACAGUGGCAUGGGUGGCAUGGUGCAGACUGUUCAGACAAGGUACACCUUCGGUGCGGCUCUGUUCGUGGGGUGGGUCGCUGGAGGCCUCACACUAAUUGGGGGAGUGAUGAUGUGCAUCGCCUGCCGUGGCCUGACACCAGAUGAAAGCAACUUCAAAGCCGUGUCUUACCAUGCCUCUGGCCAAAAUGUUGCCUACAGGCCUGGAGGCUUCAAGGCCAGCACUGGCUUUGGGUCCAACAUCAGAAACAAGAAGAUAUACGAUGGGGGUGCCCGUACAGAGGAUGAUGAACAAUCUCCUCCUUCCAAGUAUGACUAUGUGUAAUGCUCUAAGAUACCCCCCAACAUGUGCAGAAGAAACCCUACCCCAAGAAGAGCUCACUCCAAAACAAGAACUUUCUACCUUGGUCCCUUAUUGCUUCUAACUGACAGUUAGAAGUUGGUUAAGCCUUGAUUUCAUCCAUGGUGAGGUUAGACAGUCUUGGCCACGUGUCUCUGUCUCUAAAUAUUCCAUCACAAAACAGCUGAGUUAUCACUUAUGAGUUAGAAGGCACAACACUCUCUUAGCCCAAUCCUCUGCUUUUUACUAUAGACUUUUAAAUAAGAUGACAGGAUGUAACUUGACUCUGUCUAAUACUUUGAUGACUUGGACAGACUUUCCCUCCUCAUAUUUAAUAACCCUGAUGAUGAUCUAUUUCCCAGCUUGAUCCUCAAGGAAAAUUUUAAAAGGGAAAAAAAUAGAUUAAAAGGCAUUAUUUCCUACUAAUUUUGCUUUACCCACCCCCAACUUGACUAAUAAUAAUAAUAAUAAUGAACACUGAUUAAAGAAAAAGAAAUAAUAGAGGAGAGAUAGUUGAGGUCUCCCCAACAUAUCAUCUGAGACACUCACAUGGUGACUCAGUGGUUUUCAGUAGAGGCAAACCAGCCUGUUUACUUCUCUUGGCCUCUGCUAAUUUCAACAAGACCAUCCCAAAGCUUUCCACCUGAGGUCCUCCUUUUGUCAGAAGUCAAAAUUUUCCUUGGAAGAGAAAGAAGUGGAGUUUUUGGUAACCCGAGUCCUGUGUACAGUUAUAAUAAAUAGUACAUUAGCAAAAUGGUAUAUAAUAUCGCUGUAAAUUAACCUCACCCUUACAUACAGAAAAAUCUGGUGGGGGCAUGGAAAUCAUUCCUUGACAUUGUCUAUAUUGUACUCUAUAAGGUUCUGCAUAAAUCCAAACUUCAUGAAA